UUUAGAGUUGAUGUGACACACGUGUUUCAAUACGACAUAAAAGCGCUCCUCGGAACUCAAUAUUUAAAGCGUAUGAGGAUUACUGCGUCGAUAUUAAAUGAUGUCAUCAUGAAUAGAAGUUGAAAAAGAGGUCCAAAUUCCUGAGGAAGCAUGUGAUACCAAGAUCUUUAGAAAUAAGAGAUCACACGCUCAAGAAGAAGAGGAUCAUUUCAUCAGUUUAAUAAUAUGGUGUAUCUAUUUUGCCCAUAUUGCGCCAAUCUUCUCCGGUUUCAGGAAGAUCCAUCAGGCAAUCGGUUUGCUUGUCGCACAUGUCCUUACAUCUAUAAGAUAAAAAGCGCAGUUACUACACGUACCUUUUUUAAUGAAAAGCUGGAGAAGACGGUUGUCGUCAACAAGGAAACCGCGUGGGAGGGCGUAGAUUCGACAGACGAGCGUUGCCCCAAGUGUUCCUAUCCACGUGCUUAUUUCAAACAAUUGCAGACACGAUCCGCUGAUGAGGGUAUGACCUUGUUCUACAGAUGCUGCAAUCAUUCGUGCGGCCACACUUGGCGAGUCAAUACAUAAAUCAGCAGAGGCAAACAAUCCAAAGUAUUCGAGGGAUCAUGAAUCCCAAUGCAAUGGGUCCUAUUAAGGUCAACAUGAACAACGCCAGGAAUGAAUUGAAGCUGCUCGAGUCAAAGGAAAAGCAUUGGUUCUGCGGUGGCAACCGGAGUGUCGUGAUGGCAGCCCAAUUGUUGCAACAGGGCA
Molecule: messenger RNA, 747 nt
Organism: Camponotus floridanus (Florida carpenter ant)
Lineage: Eukaryota; Metazoa; Arthropoda; Insecta; Hymenoptera; Formicidae
Gene: Polr3K
Product: DNA-directed RNA polymerase III subunit RPC10
Exons: 3
Coding region: 226-564 (112 amino acids)
Biological process (GO): DNA-templated transcription; termination of RNA polymerase III transcription
Cellular component (GO): RNA polymerase III complex
Molecular function (GO): DNA-directed RNA polymerase activity; zinc ion binding; nucleic acid binding
Source: RefSeq, a predicted model, not a curated record